This is a messenger RNA of Daldinia caldariorum, 1588 nucleotides long. RefSeq lists its product as uncharacterized. The transcript has a single exon. Bases 146 to 1183 code for a protein of 345 amino acids. The record is from RefSeq and is a predicted model, not a curated record. Lineage: Eukaryota; Fungi; Ascomycota; Sordariomycetes; Xylariales; Hypoxylaceae.
UAAUUACCUACCUCUUAGGUAACUACUAAAAGACGCUCUCGCUUAAGGUAGUUUCGAUGUAUAUCCUCUCCUAAUGAGGCAUGAUGGGAAACGGCACGACGCUCCCUUAUUUUGAAGGACAGCAAAGCCCGGAAUACGAUAAACAAUGGAGAACACAUCUCCAGCUCACAUACAAACCCAGAAUGCGUCAUCGCCCGAUAUAGCAACAGGAGGACAUAAGAGAAGUGGUUCUGGAGCGAGCAUCCUCUCCAAGUUCCCCUUUUUGCGCACAUCCGAGAACAAACCCGGUCUCAACGAGUUCCGCCAUGCCGAGAACUCCCAAGACCUUUCUACUAGACCACCCCGCGCCCUCGUCGCUACUUUCCAGCAGCAGAAGACUCGCAGGCGCAAGGGAUCGCUUCGAAAAGUUGCCCUGUUAGGCCGCGGCGCCGCGCGAGAAAAGCGGGAACUCAAGCCUUUGGCGAUCGACAUAUCACAAACCGCACAGUCAACCCCCGACCCGGGCACUACUCCCAAGCCGAAAACCAUGGCCCCCGACGAGAAUCUGGGUCUGGGGAUAUCCGACCUCACGCCGCGACCGUCUAUGGACGGCUACGCUUCGAAAGAAAGCCUCCCGGUAUCUUCGCCCCAGUCUCCCGACAACGAAUCGCACCUCACGAGCCCCGCGAUAUCAUAUACUUCUACCACGGACGAGGACGACAUCCUCUCCAUACCUAUCCGCGUUCCCUCCCCGCUCCGCCCCGAACUCUCCCCCGUGUCCUCCGGCUCCGACUCGUACUUCCAGAACCGCGCGGCGGGCCCCUCCCUCCAGCGGCGGCGCUCGAUCAAGCACGCGAAGUCGCCGCUGUCGCUGCAGGGGCUGGCGGCGAGCCCGCUGCCCGCUGCGCACCACCACGAGAACCACGACUACAGCGAGACGGAGUGGUGGGGGUGGGUCGUGCUAGUCGUGACGUGGUUCGUGUUCGUGAUAGGCAUGGGCUCGUGCCUGAACGUCUGGAGCUGGGCCUGGGACGUCGGGACGACCCCCUACGCUCCCCCCGAGCUCGAGGACGACCCCACCCUCCCCAUCGUCGGGUACUACCCGGCCUUGCUCAUACUGACCUGCAUCAUGGCCUGGGUCUGGGUUAUCGUCGCGUGGACGGGAAUGAAAUACUUUAGGCACGCUAAAAUCAGCGGCGACUGAUGGAUUUUGUUAAGCGUUGUGUUGUUUUUGUGGCUUUGAAGUACUUUUGCUUCGUACAGAUAAUAUACUAAUAUUAAUUUGGGAGCUGGGGUGUUACGUCGAGAGCGAUGACUAUGAUUUUGGGAUGUAGAGUCUUGAAACGAGAGACGGCAGAUCGGAGACGGGCGAGACAUUGACUUAGAACAACGACAUUCUGUGAUACGGGUCGAGAAGAAUAAUAGGGACUAACAUUUCAUCUCGCUUCUUAAUGUUAAGAGUGGCGGUCCUCGCGGAAUAGGAGGAAGUGUAUACCUAUUCGUUGGCUUUGAUAGCUAGGUACCUACCUACUACAGGGAUAUACCCUAUACACGGUCAACCUCAAGAGCUAUAAGAAAAAGGUUACCUAGGGAGUGGCCAUCCUUACAC